AUGCUGCUAGCGGCGCUCCGGCCCCGUGCGGGGCAGCGGCAUCAGCGGGGUGGCCGGCGGGGACAGCGCGGGCGGCCGCGCUGGCGAGGAGGGGCCGCGGCGCCUGCGGACCGGGGUGCGCGCCGCCCCACGCCGCUCACAUCGCGGGUUCCACCGCUCGCCCGAGCUCAGGCGCUACGCUCCUCCGUCGCCCAGGUGCGGCUCCGGCGGGCCGGGGUGUGGCGCGGGCCGUGGCGGCGGCCCCUCCGUGCCGCUCAAGCUGAAAACUUUGGUGGCGUCCGCGCGGCGCCGUCUCCGCCGGCGCGCCGGGCUCGCCCCUUUAUAGAGUGUCUGCGCCGCCGCCCGCGCCGCGCACACCCCCCCGCCGCCGCCGGGCCGCCCCUCCCGGAGCGAGCGGCCGCGGGCAGGGCUCCGGCCCGGCGCCUUUGUCUCGCCCGGGCCGCUCGGGCGCCGCACUGCCUGCGCUCCGGGUCGGCCGACCGCUUCUGGUCCUCGGGAAGCGACUCGCCUCCCCGCUCCGCUUGCCCAGCCCGCUCCGGCUCAGGUGUCCCUGUCUCUGGACUUUCUUUCCCAGCUCCUGUCCACUUCGCGGGGUCCUCCGGCGACCUGCCAGGCUCGGAGGCUCGCGGCCGGAGCGGAGUGCGCACGGUGGGGUGGCGGGACUUCGGCAAGAGCAACUUUCCGGCUCCGUGGCCCCAGUGCCUACUAUCCAGGCCUACGGAGUGGGCAACGAAUGCGACUCAAAGUUCCAAGUCCACGAAAGUCCAGCGAGCCUGCCGCGUGUUGUCGGGAUUUCGGGGAUAACGUGGGGGCCAGUAUCCCAACUUAUCUGACUAUUCAGGCUCUUGGAAAGCUGUCUUUCGGCUCUACGCUUGGGUUUUCCCACACUGCAUUCUCCCGCCCCGCAUCUAAGCCUAAGUUCCACGAAGCAACAGCUUUGGGCUCCGGGAAGAGCGCAAGAGAAUUGUGCUGAGGAAGAACGCGCACAGGUUGGAGUCGCCUCCAAACAGCCCCAAGAGCCACUUACGAAAAAAAAAAAUUCCUUAAGGUUGGUUUGUUUUUCCUUUCGGUGGAGGGUGUACUUACUUAAGUGAAAAAAAUUAAAAGCAAAUAAAAGAUUUUCGAAACCGUGAAUUCUGUUUUAACACACGUAUACACUUACGCACACGGAUGGCACGUUCGCAGU
This is a messenger RNA of Rattus norvegicus (Norway rat), 1186 nucleotides long. RefSeq lists its product as uncharacterized. Lineage: Eukaryota; Metazoa; Chordata; Mammalia; Rodentia; Muridae. The record is from RefSeq and is a predicted model, not a curated record.